This is a messenger RNA of Pygoscelis adeliae (Adelie penguin), 1391 nucleotides long. RefSeq names its product RAD51 paralog B (gene RAD51B). NCBI's taxonomy places the organism in Eukaryota, Metazoa, Chordata, Aves, Sphenisciformes, Spheniscidae. The record is from RefSeq and is a predicted model, not a curated record. Gene Ontology annotation, biological process: double-strand break repair via homologous recombination. The transcript is spliced from 11 exons. Gene Ontology annotation, cellular component: Rad51B-Rad51C-Rad51D-XRCC2 complex. Gene Ontology annotation, molecular function: ATP binding; DNA binding; ATP-dependent DNA damage sensor activity. Bases 43 to 1245 code for a protein of 400 amino acids.
CAAGCUCUCCUGCAGCACCUCUGUCACCGGGUUUUGGGGAGCAUGGCUGCUAAGAAGCUAAGAAGAGCAAGGUUGUCUCAGGAGCUGUGUGAAAGGCUGAGUCGCCAUCAGAUCACUACCUGUCAGGACUUUUUAUGUCUUUCCCUCUUGGAGCUAAUGAAAGUGACGGGACAGAGCUACUAUGAUGUGCAGAAGCUUCUUUGUAAAGUCAGCCGAGCUUGUGCUCCCAAAAUGCAGACAGCUUAUGAAAUGAAACUGAGGAAGUCUGCCAAUCCCUCUUCAGCCUUUUUAUCCACCACGCUGCAUAGUUUGGAUAAAGUCUUGCAUGGUGGAGUGCCCUGUGGAUCCCUCACAGAGAUAACUAGCCCACCAGGUUGUGGCAAAACUCAAUUUUGUAUUAUGGUGAGUGUUCUGGCUACACUGCCUAUAAGCAUGGGAGGACUAGAUGGGGCUGUUAUAUACAUUGACACAGAGUCUGCAUUCAGUGCUGAAAGGUUGAUUGAGAUAGCAGGAAACAGAUUCCCCGCUUAUUUUGACUCAGAUGAAAAGCUGUCCUGCAUGACCCGUAGCAUUCACCUGUAUCGAGAGCUGACCUGUGGCAGUGUACUGAAGAGGAUUAUGUCUUUGGAAGAAGAAAUUAUUUCAAAGAAAGUUAAACUCAUAGUAAUUGACUCUGUGGCUUCAGUUGUCAGAAAGGAGUUUGAUACAAAACUCCAAGGCAACCUGGCAGAGAGAAGUAAUUUUUUGGCUAGAGGAGCAUCAGUGUUGAAGUAUUUGGCAGAGGAGUUCUCAAUACCAGUUAUCUUGACGAAUCAGAUUACCACAUCGUUGAGCAAUGGCCUUGCGAUCCAGGCAGACCUGGUGUCUCCAGCUGAUGAUUUGUCCCUGUCUGAAGGAGCUUCUGGAAGUGGGAAGAGGGAAUCUGGUUGUGUGACAGCAGCCCUUGGCAACACAUGGAGUCACAGCGUCAACACCAGGCUCAUACUACAAUAUCAUGACUUGCUGACAAGACAGCUCCUGGUUGCUAAAUCCCCUGUUGCUCCAUUCUCCGCUUUUUUCUACACCAUUGAGAAAUCAGGCUUGGUUCUUCAAGAUGGAAAGGAUCAAACAAUUUUAACCUGGGAAGGAACCAAUCCUGCCCUGCAGACCAUACGAGUGAGAAACACUGCCUUGAAAGACACUUUACUUGAUGCUGCUUUACCCAGCACUAUUGGUGAGACUCCAAGCAAUACAUCCAAUCUAUAGAAAGGACAAAUGAAACCUCCACUAAGAAAUGAAUGAAUUACAUCAUUGGUUUUCAAAAAUCCGGUGAAGCAGAGAGUGAGCAUUCUUCUUCUUUUGUCUCUUUAAAGACUAACUUUAAAACCAAGUGCUGUUCUUUGUAUGCAUGG